AUGGCAACCCGGGGCAAGCGCAAGGCUGAACCCGAGGAGGAAGAGGAACUUCAGGAGCUACCGGAGGAUGAUGACGAAGAGGAAGAAGAGGAGUACGAAGACGAUGAUGACGUAGAAGAUGAAGAAGAUGAUGAAGUUGACGAAGCUCCUGCGCCCGCACCAAAGAGCGCUCCUCAGCCGGCUGCCAAAAAGCGAAAGACGCAGCAGCCUGAGGAAGUAGAUGACGAGGACGACGUUGAGGGUGCCGACGAUGAUGAAGUCGAAGGUGCUGACCUUGAGGAUGACGAUGAGGAAGCCGUGCCAGAAGAUGAGGACGAUGAGGACGAUGAGGAAGUCGAGACGACUGCAAAGAAGAGUGGACCAACGGCCAGUGCAAAGGCGAGGAAGGGCGGUCAGGUGCCGAAAGAGGCAGACUUGGCAGAGGUUGAGGAUGAUGACGAAGAGGACUAG
Baudoinia panamericana UAMH 10762 is the source of this 450-nucleotide messenger RNA. RefSeq lists its product as uncharacterized. Bases 1 to 450 code for a protein of 149 amino acids. The record is from RefSeq and is a predicted model, not a curated record. The transcript has 4 exons. NCBI's taxonomy places the organism in Eukaryota, Fungi, Ascomycota, Dothideomycetes, Mycosphaerellales, Teratosphaeriaceae.